AUGGGUGAAAUUAUUGAAAUUGAAAAAGAAAAAAAUAAUACUGUUAUAAACAAAAAUGAUAUAAUUUCAUUGGAUGUUUCAAAUGAAAGUGGAACCGAUUUCAAAGAAAUAAAAGAAGAGCAAUUAUCAGUAUCAUUGUGUAUUAAAAAAAACUGUCUUUUAAUUUUUGCCUGUAUCUUAAUUAUGAUAACCUUGGUUGUAAUCAUCGUUGUUUUUUCAAGGAAUACAAGUUAUAGAAUGUUUUUUUCAAAUCAAUAUAGUAAAGGAUAUGAAAUAAUUAAUAAUAGUAAUGAUUUUGAUUAUGAUAAAAUUAUUUUACAAAAUGAAAAAGAAGAUGAAUUUAAUAAACUUUUAUAUUCAAUUAAUUUACCAUUUAAAAUAACAAAUAAACAAUUUAAAAAAUUUAAUGAAACCAAUGAAAAUAGAAAUUCAUUUGUUAAUGAUACAUUAAUUGGAGUACCAUCAUCAACUUUUAUAUAUUUCUCAAAUUUGUUACCAUUUUUUAGUUCAAAUCAAAUAUCAAUUAAAAAAAUAAUCUCAAAUAAUAAAGAUCUUCAUAUUACAACAUUAAAUAAAACAAUUCUUUAUAUUAGAUUAAUUUCAUUUAAUAUUAAUAUUCAAAUUUCUGAUUUAUAUAAUCAAUUAAAUAAUUCAUUAAUUUCAAUAGAUAAUUUAAAAGGUAAAUUCAUUUUAAAUUCAAAUUUAUUUUAUUUACUUCCUUCUGGUAUUAGGAAACCAGAUAUAGUUUUUUAUGAAACUGAUAAUGAAAAUGAAAAUGAUACUGAUAAUUAUAAUGAAAAUGAUAAUGAUAAAAUCAAAUUUAAAAAGUUAAUACCAAAUCAUUUUAUUUUAGAAUGUAGAUCAAAAGGUGAUUCAUUAAAUUAUUGUAAAAGAAAAGUAUUUGAUUGGAUAAAUUUUGGUGUUAAAACUGCUUUAUUAGUUGAUGGAAUUGGUUCAAAUUCAUCUCGUGGUGGUUGUUAUUAUUAUUGUUUAUCACCUAAAUCAGAUAAUCAAUUACCAUUAAUUCCAAACUCAACAAUUGAAUUAGAUUCAAAUAAUGAACCAACUGGAUUAAAUGUCUUAUAUUUUGAUUGGAAUAAUUAUAAUAUUCAACCAAAUAUGUGUCCAAAUUUUAAAAUUAAUUUAGUUGACCAUCUAAGUGGCAUUGUUAUUGAUUUUUCAAAGAUACAAAAUUAA
Molecule: messenger RNA, 1197 nt
Organism: Dictyostelium discoideum AX4
Lineage: Eukaryota; Evosea; Eumycetozoa; Dictyosteliales; Dictyosteliaceae
Exons: 4
Coding region: 1-1197 (398 amino acids)
Source: RefSeq, a predicted model, not a curated record